Molecule: messenger RNA, 1083 nt
Organism: Mycosarcoma maydis (corn smut)
Lineage: Eukaryota; Fungi; Basidiomycota; Ustilaginomycetes; Ustilaginales
Exons: 1
Coding region: 1-1083 (360 amino acids)
Source: RefSeq, a predicted model, not a curated record
AUGACGUGCGUCAAGACUCUCCUUUUUGCCUUUGUGGCUCUCUCGAUUACGCUCAUGACUGUAGCGCAGGCCGCACAGCCAACCAUCAGCCACAACGCUGCUGUUCGUCGCCAUGCUGCCAUGAUGCAGACGCGUCCUGCUCGCCGUUCUGUCGCAGUCGGAGACGGCAAGAUGAUGGUGCAAAAGAGACAGACCGCCGAGCAAAUCGCGCAGGCGGCUGAUCAGAAAAAGUGGAACGAUGACUUCCAUGCCAAGAACGCAGAAUGGCAGCAGGCUGCCAUCGCUGCUCUCGGCAAAGGCCAGACUCCACCUAGUUACGACGAGUACUGGAGUGGCAAGUCUAGCGGCUCCUCGUCUCCAUCUUCGUCCAGCGCCGACUCUUCUUCUUCCUCGUCUUCUUCUUCUUCACCCUCGUCUUCUUCCUCCGACACUGGCUCUUCCGACCAGUCCUCGACCACUCCUGCCAAGGAACAGCAGCAGCAGCAGCAGCAGCAGCAGCAAGUUCAAACAAGCAGCGCCGCUGCUGCUGCUGCUACCGCCAACACCGAGUCCACCUCAACACAACACGACUCUGGCUCCGAGUCGGAUGAAUGUGAAGAGGACUCGACCACCGACUCGACUGGCUCGAGCGCUGGUCCGAGUUCGACGUCUGCCAAAGGCGCUGCUGCGGCUGCUGCAACGGGAAGCAAGAAUCACGCUGCUCAGAACAAGCCCGAUGCUGGAUCCUCUUCAUCGUCGUCGGAGGCCACUUCAGGACACUACGGUGGACAGGCGACCUACUACGCGCCUGGAUUGGGCGCUUGUGGCUGGACCAACGGAGAAUCGGACUACAUUGUUGCGAUUUCAGCGUCGCUAUUUGACUCAUUUGGCACUGGUAACCCGAACAAGAACCCGGUUUGCGGCCACAAGAUCGCGGCGACGUAUGGAGGUAAGACGAUCACCGUCUCGGUUGCUGACCGAUGUGUGGGAUGUGGAUGGGGCGACCUUGACUUUACGCCGACUGGCUUCUCUCAGCUGGCGGACAUGUCCAAGGGUCGCCUGGAUGGGUUGAGCUGGUCGUGGAUCGGCGCGGGACCCAAGUAG